This is a messenger RNA of Lontra canadensis (Northern American river otter), 5231 nucleotides long. It is a transcript of the gene ZNF445, whose product is annotated as zinc finger protein 445. The transcript has 6 exons. The record is from RefSeq and is a predicted model, not a curated record. Gene Ontology annotation, biological process: regulation of DNA-templated transcription. NCBI's taxonomy places the organism in Eukaryota, Metazoa, Chordata, Mammalia, Carnivora, Mustelidae. Gene Ontology annotation, molecular function: DNA-binding transcription factor activity, RNA polymerase II-specific; RNA polymerase II cis-regulatory region sequence-specific DNA binding. Bases 517 to 3594 code for a protein of 1025 amino acids.
CCUGAGAUAUUGAUAGGAAUAGCAUUAAACCUGUAGAUCUUUUGGUGAAGAAUUGACAUCUUUACUAUGUCAAGUCUUCCAGUAUAUGAUACAGUAGGUCUGUUCGUUUAUUUAGACCUUUGGUUUCUUUCAUCAGCCAUUUGCAAUUGUUAGCCUACAAGCCCUGUACAUGUUUUCCUGCAUUCUGGGUUAUUUUCUUAGUUUAUUUACCACAGUAUGUGACAGUGUAGCACUGGUCUGCUUAAUAUUGGCAGGCAUGACUGUGCAAAUCUUCAUGUGCCCUCUUUUCAUACAUCUAGUGAUGAUCCUGGCUACCAGGAUCUAACUGCACCAUCAUUCUUGCAUCCCUCCUGAACAAUAAUGUUGAUUAUUUUAGUCUUUUGACAGUGACAUCUGAUAUCCCAGCAAAUGGCACUGCCCACUACAGUGCUGAAAAACUACUCCUGAUGUCCCAGCAGCGACACAGCUAACAUAGACCUGGUUCACAUUCUGCUGGGUAGAGCCUGAGAAGGAGUGAUGCCCCCAGGCAGGUGGCAUGCUGUCCAUCCGGCUCAGGCACAGGCUUCAAGGGAACGAGGGCGUCUUCAGAUGAUAAAGAAGGAAGAAGAGGAUGAGGGAUACACUUCAGUGCAGGCUGCCAGGCCACAAACACUCAACCGUUCUGGCCAGGAACUAUUUCGCCAGCUCUUCAGGCAGCUUCGCUACCAUGAAUCUUCUGGGCCCCUAGAGACUUUCAGCCGGCUCCGUGAGCUCUGUCGCUGGUGGCUGAGGCCUGACAUUCUCUCCAAGGCCCAGAUCCUAGAGCUGCUGGUGCUGGAGCAAUUCCUGAGCAUCCUGCCCGGGGAGCUCCGGACCUGGGUGCAGCUCCAUCACCCUGAGAGUGGUGGGGAAGCUGUGGCCCUGCUGGAAGAGUUGCAGAGGGACAUCAAUGGGACACCAUGGCAGGAUCCAGCCCUUUCCCAGAGCCCAGAUGUACGUUGGAUGGGUACAGGAGCCCUUCGAGCCUCACAGAUAUGGCCCUCUGCUUCACCUCUCAGGAGCGGCUCUACUCUUGGGGACCACCUGGAGCCUCCCUAUGAAAUAGGAGUGUGUGACUUCUUGGCUGGCCAAUCCGAGCCUCCUGUUCCCCAGGUGCCUGCCCUUUCCCAGAGAGAGGUGUGCCCAGGAGACCCAUUGACAUCUCAGGCUCAGGAAGCUCUGACUUUUAAGGACGUGGAGGUGACCUUCUCCCAGGAUGAGUGGGGAUGGCUGGAUCCUGCUCAGAGGAAUUUGUACAGAGAUGUGAUGCUAGAGAAUUACAGGAAUGUGGUUUCUCUGGUGGGACCAUUCACCAAACCUGUUCUGAUUUCCUGGUUGGAGGCAAGGGAGCCAUGGGGUCUGAAUGUCCAGGGAGCUCAGCCUAAGGGGAAUCCAGGUGUUGCCCCCACAGGAGGUGAGCUCCAGAUUAAAACAAACAAGUUCUUCUUAAAACAUGAACCUCUGGAAGAAGGAGAAACCUUAGCUAUGCCAUCAGAAUCUUGGAUGAUGAGUGUUUCUGAGGGAAUGGGACUCAGAGAAUCUUUUGAACUGAAGAGCAGGCUAAAGGAAUAUGGAAACCCCAUACAAGUAAGAGUUAAGAAAGAAGAGACCAAUUUCAGUCACAGGAGAGAAAAAGAAUCUGAAGAAUUAGGAAGAAGUACUAGUCGUAAUUUAAAACACGGCACAUAUUUGAGAGUUCCCAGAAGAAAGCGAUCUCUUAAACAUGGCUGUGGCAGACACUUCAGAGGGAGUUCAUACCACUAUGACUACAAGGAAUAUGGGAAAGGCCUCAGGCGCAUAGUUGGUGGAUUUAGCUUACAUCAGAGAAUUCAUGCCGGACUAAAAGCAAAUGUGAAGGAUGCAUGUGGGAAAGAUUUCAGCCUUAGUUCACAUCACCAACAUGGGCAGAAUCUUCACAUGGUGGCGACAUCGUAUAAGUGCAGUGAUUGUGGGAGGACUUUCAGUCACAGCUCUCAUCUUGCAUGUCAUCAGAGACUUCACACUCAAGAGAAACCAUUUAAAUGCAGGGUGUGUGGGAAAGCCUUCAGGUGGAGCUCAAACUGUGUGCGACAUGAAAAGAUUCACACUGGAGUGAAACCUUAUAAAUGUAGUUUAUGUGACAAGGCUUUCCGACGCAUGUCUGCCUACCGUCUACACCAGGAAACCCAUACUAAGCAGAAAUUUCUUGAGUCUAAUCAGUAUGAGGAAGCUCUCACCUAUGGCUCAGGAUUUGAUCAUCAUUUGAGAGACCAAAGAGGGGAGAAACCCUUUGACUGCAGCCAGUGUAGGAAAUCCUUCCACUGUAAGUCAUAUGUUGUUGAACAUCAAAGGGUCCACACUCAGGAGAAACCUUAUAAAUGUACCAAAUGUAGGAAAACCUUUAGGUGGAGAUCAAACUUUACUCGUCACAUGAGAAUGCACCAGGAAGAAAAGUUCUGUGAUGAAGAUCUAUGUAGAGAAGACUUCAGACAGACCUCCAGUUGCAGUCAGCCCCAGAAUACCCCUGCUACAGAGAAAGCUUUUCCUUGUCAGCAGUGUGGGAAAACUUUUACUCGAAAGAAAUCUCUCAUUGAUCAUCAGAGAAUUCACACAGGCGAGAAGCCAUACAGAUGUAGUGAAUGUGAAAAAGAGUUUACCCAUCGGUCAGCCUUUAUUGCUCAUAAGAAGCAGCAUGCCAUUCAGAGAAAACCUGAAGAUGGGCCAUCGUUUAGUCAGGACAGAGUUCUCCAAGUUCCUCAGAGCAGUCACACCACAGAGGAAGCCUACAAAUGCAGCCAGUGUGGCAAAGCCUUCCGUAAUCACUCAUUCCUCCUCAUCCAUCAGAGAAUUCACACCAGAGAGAAGCCUUAUAAGUGCAGAGAAUGUGGGAAAGCUUUCAGAUGGAGUUCUAACCUCUCCCGUCAUCAAAGGAUUCACUCUUUGGAAAAACAAUACGAGUACCAUGAAAGUGGAAACAUGCCAAAUCUGCAGCCACAAAUCCUCACUGGUGAGAAACCUUUUUGGUGCCAAGAAUGUGGGAAAACUUUUACACGUAAAAGAAGUCUUUUAGAUCAUAAAGGGAUACACAGUGGAGAGAAGCGCUAUAAAUGUAAUCUGUGUGGGAAAUCUUAUGAUAGGAAACAUCGCCUUGUUAAUCAUCAGAGAAUCCACACUAAAGAAAGACCUUUUAAAUGUCAGUGGUGUGGGAAGGAUUUCAUUGGAAGACAUACCCUCUGCAUUCAUCAGAGAAAACACACCAGAAUGGCACAGUCUGAAUGCAGCCUGGCUGGGUUGUCUUCCUGCCAGGAUGCAGGGGUGAGUUUACAGGAAUUAAAACCAAGUGAGGAGAAGCCCCUUGAAGAUUCUGAGGAAGCUUGUGACCAGAGCUCCAGGAUCACCGGACUCCAGAACAUACCCAUUGGGAAAAAGUGCCAUAAGUGUAGUACCUGUGGGAAAACUUUUAACAAAAGCUCACAGCUCAUUAGCCACAAGAGAUUUCAUACUCGAGAGAGGCCCUUCAAAUGCAGAGAGUGUGGGAAGACCUUCAGGUGGUCUUCAAAUUUGGCUCGACAUAUGAAAAACCAUAUUAGAGAUUAGCUUGGGGUCUGAUGGUGGGAGAAUGGGUUCCUAGCACACCUGCUGGAGAACCCUUAAUUAUGGGAAGCAUGGGGAAAACCUUCACAAAGGGUCUAGCCCUUUCUAUUUUCAAAUCUGGUGGCAGAGAAUCCUGAAUUCAGAAACUCAGGGCAUACCCUUUCUUACCUGCUGGGGAGUGUGAUGCUGAGGAAGAACAGCAACCUGUUCUUUGGAGCCCUUCUGGAGGUUCGAGCCCCAGAAGUGGCCUUUACCCAGUGACCUGGAGCCCCCAGUCAGGUAAUAAGUCUAAAAGCAGAUACCAUUGCCCUUUGUGGUUUGACAAAAUGUCUGUGAUGUAAUGGGCUGUGGCUGGUGGGAAGGGGCCAGUUGAAUCCUGUGAUAGUAGAUACACUGUUUGACCUUAUAAGUAGCAGCAGCAGCAGCCCAUGGACUCCUGGUCUCCCCCAAAUGCUUUCUGAGAGUUCAGCUUUGACCCUCAUAUCUCAACUUGGAUAUCUGCCAUGGUUAUAGAGUUGUCUCAGCAGCAUAUGGAGGAGAGCAGGGUUGGACUCAAUCACUGGGAGAAUGGGGCUCUCCCAGUGCCCUAUUACUGUCUCCACCCCACAAUCUGCAUGGGCAACAGUGGGCCAUCUGUUCAACAGAAAUGUGGUGAUCACCUCCCAUAUGCCAGACACUGUUGUUGUGCUAGAGACCCAGCAGUGACCAGAACAGACAAAAGAUCUGCCAUCUUGGAUCUUUAUAGACAAUAAACAAAUGAAUUAUAUAGUACUUCAGAUGGUGAUAUAUAUUGUAGACAAAAUUAAUCAGAGAAGAGUGAGAGGCAGAGCCGGAUUAGGAGGUGGGUUGCAAUUUUAAGUAGGCUGGUUAGGGAGGACUUCAACUGAGAAAGCGAAACUUGAGCAAAUACCUGAAGGAGGUUAGGGCAUGGACCCUGUGGUUCUCUAGAUCCAGGCACAGGAGGUGGAAUCUUGUCUGGUGUCCUUGGAGGAUGGCACUCCUGGGCUGGAGUGGAGUGAGCCAGCAGAAGAUAGGGCCCCAGCAAGGUAGUGGCCCAGGCCAUGUAUCAUGGGUCCCCACCGGCUCUAGAGCUUCCUCAAAGGAAGGUAGGGAGCCUUUAGACAGUUUUGAGUUGAGUGAUGGGGUCUGAAUCUGAAUUACACUUACAAGGUUAACCACAGACCCAAGGACUCAGUGAAAUUAUAUAGCUGAGAAAUUUUUAUGCAGUUAUCUCUGCUGUCAGUUUGCAAUAAAGGGACACUCUCCUCUCCCCUCACAGAGUCUGCAGUUUUGUAAGGCCUCCAGCUCUCAACAGUUAUAAACAUUUAAUUAUUGUGCUUGCUUGCAUUUCUAACUUGUGCACACUGUUGGGACCCUCAAACCUUUCAUGUAGCUUUCUUCACAUAUUGGAUCCGGUGCUGGCAUCGGGUUCAACCCAAACGUACCAGUGCACAUGACUGAUGCCCUUUGGAGAAAAAGGGGCCUGGUGGGGGAGGCUCCAUCUCACUUGCCAACUUGACUUGAAACAAAAAGAAUUAGCUCAGUGGCAUAAAGGUAAAGGAGUGAUUUUUCUAAAAUUUGUGUAAGUAGUAAUUGCUUCUGAUUAUUGAAGAGCUCACAUGAAUAUAAGAAUAAAUAUC